This is a messenger RNA of Penaeus chinensis, 1265 nucleotides long. It is a transcript of the gene Prosalpha2, whose product is annotated as proteasome subunit alpha type-2-like. Lineage: Eukaryota; Metazoa; Arthropoda; Malacostraca; Decapoda; Penaeidae. Gene Ontology annotation, biological process: ubiquitin-dependent protein catabolic process. The transcript is spliced from 5 exons. Gene Ontology annotation, cellular component: proteasome core complex, alpha-subunit complex; proteasome core complex. The coding region runs from base 63 to 767 and encodes 234 amino acids. The record is from RefSeq and is a predicted model, not a curated record.
ACGCGGGCAUCGAGGCGGGCCGGCGUCUCUGUAAACAAACGCCCGACACUUCACCCCCGACCAUGGCGACGGAGCGAUACAGUUUCUCCCUCACGACUUUCAGCCCUUCAGGGAAGCUGGUGCAGAUAGAAUAUGCCUUGGCGGCCGUAGCAGCAGGCGCACCAGCCGUGGGCAUCAAAGCAAAGGAUGGGGUUGUCCUCGCCACAGAGAAGAAGCACAAGUCCAUCCUGGUGGAGGAACAUUCCAUCAUCAAGGUGGAGAUGAUCACGGACCACAUCGGCAUGGUUUACAGCGGCAUGGGCCCUGACUACAGGCUUCUGGUUCGUCAAGCAAGGAAAGUUGCUCAGCAGUACUACCGCACAUACUUAGAACCCAUCCCCACGCCACAGUUAGUACAGCGUCUGGCAGCAAUCAUGCAGGAGUACACACAGUCUGGCGGUGUGCGGCCGUUUGGUGUAAGCUUGCUCAUAUGCGGCUGGGAUCUAGAUCGGCCAUACUUGUUCCAGUGUGAUCCCUCAGGGGCUUAUUUCCCCUGGAAAGCCACAGCCAUGGGCAAGAACUUCAUCAAUGGGAAAACAUUCCUUGAGAAAAGAUACAAUGAAGACUUGGAGUUGGAUGAUGCUGUCCACACUGCCAUCCUUACCCUGAAGGAAAGCUUUGAGGGACAGAUGAGCAGCGACAACAUUGAAAUCGGCAUCUGCAACUCACAGGGUUUCCGAAGACUGACACCAGCUGAGGUCCAGGACUAUCUGGCCAAUAUUGCAUAAUGUGUAGUUUGUAUCAUAUCUAAUGAACUUUUGAGUAUGUAAGUCAGGAGAGAGUAAUCUUUUUAAUUUUUUUUUUUUGCAUUGUUUUACAAGUGUUUUUCCUUGGUUGAAUUUACAACGUAGGUUUCAAUAAGCAAAGGUUCUGCCCGCUGGCUCUCAUCUUGCACCCGGUGGAAAAUCCUGUUAGCAAGACUGAUUGUAUUUGCUGCUAACGUUUUCAUAAAUAAAUUAUGCUCUCUUGUAAAUCUCUUUAUUUUAUGUCCUAUCAAGAUGACGAUCAUUAAUUAUACUCCUUGCAUGGAGUUGAUUUAUUGCAUUAACUUUCGUGGCAGAUAUGGCUCAGUCUUUUUUAUUACAUGCAAGUUUCAGCUCUAGCCCCUUUGCAUGGAGAACUCUUAACUGCUUACAUGACCAAAUGUGUGACAGGGAUGUAGUAGCAUUUGUUCUUUGAUAUUAUAGCUGAGAACAGCAAUGGUUGAAUAAAGUAAUAACUUCUAA